Rhodotorula toruloides NP11 is the source of this 3051-nucleotide messenger RNA. Its product is annotated as protein phosphatase 1. The coding region runs from base 1 to 3051 and encodes 1016 amino acids. The transcript has 2 exons. Gene Ontology annotation, molecular function: protein phosphatase 1 binding; glycogen binding. Gene Ontology annotation, biological process: regulation of glycogen biosynthetic process. The record is from RefSeq and is a predicted model, not a curated record. Gene Ontology annotation, cellular component: protein phosphatase type 1 complex. Lineage: Eukaryota; Fungi; Basidiomycota; Microbotryomycetes; Sporidiobolales; Sporidiobolaceae.
AUGCCCUACGCCACUCCCUCCCCCUCCACCUCCCCCGUCAGCACCAUGACCCUCCCGCCCGCUCCCCCGCUCUCCCUCCCCUCCCCUCGGACCGAGAAACGCCCGACAAGACACCACCACCGCUCGCACUCUUCCGAACCGGUCGCGAGCACGAGCAACUUUAUUUUCGUGCAGCCUGCGACGCCAGAGUCGGGGGCGUCAAAGGCCGAGAGGAGGGGGUACUUUUGGGCGCACACUACCGCCAACGGAGCGGGAGGGGGGAGCGCGAGUCCAGGUGAGGCAGGGUCCGGGUCGAGUAGUCCGUCGUUCAACACGGUUCCGCGACGACAAGGAUGGAUACGACUCGCUGCUCUCACGCCUGCUACGACGACGGCAGGAGGAGGGAGUCCCGGCCCGUCGUCGCAGGAGGAAGGGUCGGAUGGAGGCGCGUCUGCGCGAGUCGCGGCUGCUAGGUCGCCUGGUUCGAACCCGACCGUCUUGCCCAAGGUCUCCUCAACGUCGACGUCGACGGCGGGCGGGAUCUUCCAGAACGCCUAUCCGUUCGGCGAGACGACUCGCGGACGGAGUCCCUCGUCCGCCUCGGCAUCCGACUCGGCCCUCGCCUCAGGCGACGAAGUAUCCACCCCGAAACCGGCUCCGAUGCUGCGCAAAAAGUCGGGCGAACUCGUCCGACCUUCUCUAAAAACCGAUACGAUGAGGAGGGACUUUUCCAAGCCUCGGUCGGCACCUACGACGCCUGUCUGUCCGAAAUACGUCCACUUCGAUACCCAACUCGAACACGUCAAGCAUUUCCUCGCGCAGCAACGACCGGCGGCGGUGUCGAGGUCGGGCAGUCCGGUCGAGACGGAGACGGAGGACGAGCCAGAGGCGUUUCCGUUCCCCGCUAUGGCGACGCCUCAAGCAGGGACGGUCAAACUCGUCUUGCCGAACUUUCCGUCGGCGAUCGCGCGCGCCCAGGCGCAGAGGGACCAGGACGUCUUCGUCGACUCGCUCGAGAUGACGCCCGACGGUCGGUCGAUUCGCGGACUCGUCAGGGUCAAGAACCUCGCUUUCGAGAAAUGGGUCGCGGUGAGGUUCACGCUCGACAACUGGCAAACCGUCAGUGAAGUCUCGGCAGACUAUGUCGAUUCCCUCCCCGGCGCGGACCGGUUCAGCUUCAUGAUCCGACUGCAGGAUUUGCUGGCUAGGUUGGAGGAGAAGACCAUGUUUCUCGCCGUGCGGUACACGGUCGGCGGGAAAGAGAUCUGGGACAACAACGGCGGGCAGAACUACCGCAUCGAGUUUCGCAAGGUGCCUGCCUCAUCGUCGGGCGCGGCGCAGAGGGCGGCGGUUUCGGCCGCUCAGCAGCAGAGGAAGGCGGCUUGGAGCGUGACGAAUGCUGGUCAGGCGGCGGAUCGGAUGGCGGAUCUGAGGCGCGAAUUGGAUCGGCUCGUCAGGGAGGACAAUUUCGACGACGACGAUGCCGGCUCCGCCUCUUCUUCCUCGACUCUCGCAGGCGACUCGAACGUCACGGCCGGAUUGGGCCUCUCGUCGGCUUCGUCGGGUCGAAGCCUGCGCCUCGGGCACGACUCGCGCAGUUUCUCCGACUCGGUCUCGGGUUCGCUCUCCGGCCGCUACGACUUUGGCAACUCGCUCAAGAUGUACAAUGGCGGUACAGGCGCGGCGGCGGUGGCGGGACCGCCGCAGAAGGGGACGAGCUCGUUGAGGGAACGGGUCGGGGCGAAUAGUCCCCGCUUUGUCGAUGGCUUGCCUCAUCCGGCCGCCUCCCAGCCGUUCUUUGACCCCGUCUCGACUUCGCCUCAGCGUCCUCGCGCACCUCCCCUCCCCGUCCCCUCGUCUCCGCCGCAGACUUCCUCGGCGCCGUACUCCACGCAAAUCAUCAACGGCCACCCCGCGACCGUCUUCGAGCCGUCGAUCCCAGCGCCGAUCAACUCGCACCGGAGCGACUCGCCCACGCAGCAGCAGCUCCAGCCGGACUUUGGCUUGCCCAGCGCGAGCCUCAAGCCGCUUCAGACGUCCAUGGCGAUGGCUAGUACGUCUGGGACGUCGACGGCGUACUUCUCGCCCACGCUGCCGAAUGCCACGCCGCGCCCGCAUAGCCCGCAGCAGGACUCGGGUCUCCCGCCUAGCUACUUUUACCCGCCUGGCAGCAACGUAGGUGGGUUGCCGUACCUCCCGUUGCAGGACGCGACGACGCACGGGUACGGCGGCGGAGUCGCCGGCUCGACCAGCCGUGUGAGGUACAACACCCACCCUGCCGGCGCGAGCGGAACGACCGGCAUGCAAGGUCCGAACUCGCCUCGCACGAGCACCUACUCGCCUCUCGUCCCGCCUGCGUUCCGCGAACACCGCUCCCGCCUCUCGCCUUUCUCGUCGCCCGCGCCCUCUCCUCCGAACGGCAUGUCGCCCAGCGCCUCGCCGCCCGCCUCGACCUCCCCUCUCCCCGCGACGCGCAAGCUGCGCAGUCCGCCGCCCGAACGCGCAGACGACAGCGACGACGCAGGCUCGUCGCAGAUGUGGAGUCCGGCUACGACCGACUCGUCGACCAUCUCGUCCGUCUCGUCUGGCUCGUCACUCCUCUCGGACCACAGCGGGCGGAUCCAUCCUCGGCGCGAGGACAGCGAGAGCUCGACGAGCAGCUUGCUCAGUUCGCCCGAGAGCGACGCGACCAGCGUCGCCCCUGAUAGUCCGUCGUUCGUCCCCGGCCAAGGACCGGCAAAGGGCCCGAUGAACCGCCCCAACUCGGCGCUCGAGUUUUCCAACUUCCUCGACCGGUACCGAUUCCACCUCGGCUCGUCGGCGACGUCGUCGAACGCCUCGUCGCUCGGAUUGUCAGGCUCGUCGUCCCCCACGACCGACUUCUUCAACUUUACCUCCGCCGCCGUACCGAUUCCCGGCACGAUGACGCCGACGAGCUCGUCCGACGCUGGAUCGGGGUCCAACUCGCCGACACCGAAACACCUCUCGCCUCUCGCCGUCGCCGUCGCUGCGGCUGCGACUUCUCCAGGCGUCGUCACGCCCACUAUGACGAGCCACCAGAUGGUCUCGUAG